Messenger RNA from Saccostrea echinata, 2132 nucleotides. RefSeq names its product E3 ubiquitin-protein ligase CHIP-like. The coding region runs from base 86 to 919 and encodes 277 amino acids. The record is from RefSeq and is a predicted model, not a curated record. Gene Ontology annotation, biological process: positive regulation of proteolysis; proteasome-mediated ubiquitin-dependent protein catabolic process; protein quality control for misfolded or incompletely synthesized proteins. Lineage: Eukaryota; Metazoa; Mollusca; Bivalvia; Ostreida; Ostreidae. The transcript has 7 exons. Gene Ontology annotation, molecular function: protein-folding chaperone binding; ubiquitin protein ligase activity. Gene Ontology annotation, cellular component: Z disc; cytoplasm.
GAAAGAACACGAUUGACAUCGCAAGAAAAUUCUCACAAAUGAUGAAAACGUAAAAAUCUGAAAUUUUCAGGAAAAGGACAUCAUCAUGAGUGCAAUUGACUUCAAGAAUCAAGGGAACAAAUAUUAUGCUUCUAGAAAUUACGAGGCUGCUGUCAACUGUUACUCUAAAGCGAUUAUCAAAAGUCCAAACACUCCAACAUUUUUCACAAAUAGAGCUUUGUGUUAUUUAAAACUAAAGAAUUGGGACCAGACAGUUCAGGACUGUAGACGAGCCUUAGAUCUCGAUAGAACCAUUGUUAAGGGACAUUUUUUUAUGGGACAGGCUCUCGUUGAACUGACUUUUUACGAUGAGGCUAUAAGUAGUCUUAAAAGAGCCAAUGAUUUAGCAAAAGAACAGAAAAUGAAUUUUGGAGAUGAUAUUACCAGUGCUUUAAGAAAUGCUAAGAAGAAGAAAUGGAAUAUGCUAGAAGAAAAGAGAAUCCAACAGGAAAUAGAACUUCAAUCAUAUAUAAACACAUUAAUACGAGAAGACACGGAUAGAUUAAAAAAUGAAGUGAAAAAGACAGCUAAUGAAGAUGAUGAUGCAGACAAAAUUUUGAGUGAAAUUGAAGAACAACAGGAUCAAAGAAUCAAGGAAAUGAAUGAUCUGUUUGCACAGCUGGAUGAAAGAAGAAGGGCCAGAGAUGUUCCUGAUUUCUUGUGUGGGAAGAUCAGUUUUGAACUUUUACGUGACCCAGUCAUUACACCAAGUGGAAUAACCUAUGAUAAAAAAGACAUUGUAGAACAUCUUCAGAGAGUGGGACAUUUUGACCCUGUAACAAGAACUGAUUUAACUCAAGAUCAGCUGAUUCCAAACUUAGCCAUGAAAGAAGUUAUUGACAAUUACCUGGAAGAAAAUCCGUGGGCGGAGGACUAUUGAGGAUGUGAAGACAGCAGUGUUUUGUUGACACCAUUCCAAGUCCUUUUUUGUAUACACCUGUAUAUAUGUAUGUAUGUUUAGGCACUUGGUGAUAUUGAAAGCUUAAGCUGUUUGUAUAAAUAGGAAAGGGGCUUUCAUUAUAAAGAUUUUGUGUGCAAUUUAUUCAUAGUUGAUAUAUGAUGUUAAAGAUGUAUUGUGGAUGGCCAAUUCAUGCAUUUACAUAUUGACCAUAUUCAUCUCAUUUACACGUACAUGUAUAUUGUUUUUAUGCAAAAUGGGGGUCCAUUAAUGUAGGUUGUUUUAUUAAAGAUACCUGUAAUUUAGGAUGUACAGUGUAAUUGUGUUUCAGAUAUAGACCCCUAUGAUCUGUAUUCUUUAUAAAUGCAAUAAGUUGAAGAAUUCUACAGAGUUUCAAUGAGAUUUGAUGUGUUUAUCUGGUGGAAGAACUGCAUCAUGUUUCUUUACAACAGUUAUUUUUCACUUGUAUUGUUAUUUUUCCUCUUUAUUAUUAAAGAGAAAAAUUGUACUAUAAACCACUAACUUGAUAGAAUCCAUGCAUUAUGCAUGCAUUGUUUUACCUAUAAUUUUACCUAUAAUUUUUUAUUAUACAUGUACAUGUAUAUAAACUAUUUAUAUCCUGUUGUUUCAUCAUUAGGGUAACUGUAUCAUGUAGAAAUAAUUGAGACAGAUCUCUCCAGUUCAGUUCAUGUUGACAAACAAAUGUCUCAAAUGUAUGAGAAGAAAAACUUAGUGACUUUUAGUUGGUAAGGAUAAUUUGUAAUUGUCUGUUGAGAUGAGUUAGUUGGUAAGGAUAAUUUGUAAUUGUCUGCUGAGAUGACUUAGUUGGUACGGAUAAUUUGCAAUUGUCUGUUGAGAUGACUUAGUUGGUAAGGAUAAUAUGCAAUUGUCUGUUGAGAUGACUUAGUUGGUAAGGAUAAUUUGCAGUUAUCUGUUGAGAUGACUUAGUUGGUAAGGAUAAUUUGCAGUUAUCUGUUGUGAUGACUUAGUUGGUAAGGAUAAUUAGAAAUUGUCUGUUGAGAUGACUUAGUUGGUAAGGAUAAUUAGCAAUUGUCUGUUGAGCAUUUUACAAUCAAUCAAGGUUUUUUUUAUUAUCCUCAUUAAUACAAUGUAAUGUAUAACUGUGCCAGUGGAUAAGACAUAUAUAUUCAUACCAGUAACUGUAGUAGCUAGAUCUCUUGGGAGAUUUUUACAU